This is a messenger RNA of Artibeus jamaicensis (Jamaican fruit-eating bat), 2980 nucleotides long. RefSeq names its product melanoregulin (gene MREG). The transcript has 5 exons. Bases 292 to 936 code for a protein of 214 amino acids. Gene Ontology annotation, cellular component: melanosome. Gene Ontology annotation, biological process: melanocyte differentiation; melanosome transport. The record is from RefSeq and is a predicted model, not a curated record. NCBI's taxonomy places the organism in Eukaryota, Metazoa, Chordata, Mammalia, Chiroptera, Phyllostomidae.
GCGCCUGGGGAAUUAGAAGCAGGGAAAAAAGCUCCAACAAAACACGCUCCUCAGACAAAACCCAAGUGGUGGAAGGCGCACUGCCCUGCAGAGCCUGGGCGGUGGAGGCGCCUCUGGCCUCACCCGAGUCCCGGGCCGCGGCGUGAUGCGUACAGUGCGGCCUGCAUCGCCCGGCCCGCGAGUGUCCCCGCACCUGGAUGCCGGCCCCGUGGCCGCGCCCCUGCCGCGCUUGCUCGCCCCCGCGGCUUUCUCGGAGUCUGCUGGCGCCGCUGGCGGGGCAGCUUGCUCUCCAUGGGGCUGAAGGACUGGCUGAGGGUCCUGUGCUGCUGCUGCCCGUGCAAGUGCCUGGAGGAGCCUGCGGAGUCCGAGAAGGAGCCCCUGGUUAGUGACACCAAUCCAUACUCUUCAUUUGGAGCAACUCUGGAGAGAGAGGAUGAAAAGAACCUGUGGAGCAUGCCUCACGACGUGUCCCACACAGAGGCGGACGAUGACAGAAUCCUGUACAACUUGAUAGUCGUCCGUAAUCAGCAGGCCAGAGAUUCAGAGGAAUGGCAGAAACUCAACUAUGAUAUCUACAGCCUGCGACAGAUUCGGAGGAAAGUGCGAAACAAAUGGAAACGCAUUUUAGAAGAUUUGGGUUUUCAAAAGGAAGCAGACUCUUUGCUGUCGGUGACCAAACUCAGCACCGUCAGUGACUCUGAGAACACGAGGAAAGCGCGAGAGAUGUUGUUGAAACUGGCCGAAGAGACCACGAUCUUUCCCGCGGGUUGGCAGCUCUCGGAGAGGUAUCUCUUUGUGUUGGACCGUCUCAUUGCUCUCGAUGCUGCAGAAGAGUUCUUUAAAACCGCCUGUCGAACUUACCCCAGGAAGCCUGGGCUGCCGUGCCUGGUGGAUGACCAGAAAGAACCGAGCUGCCUUCCACUCCUAAGUCCCUAGAGGAGACACUGGGAGGUGGAGUUGGAAUUCUUGCACUGGACCUCCAACAGCCAACCAAAGCCGGACUGACGAGUGUAGAUAAGAGUGAGCAAGUGGAGGUCUAAGUGAAAAACAAUUCCGAAUCUUACAAAAAUCUGAGGAUUUGGACAUCUGGUCUUCACGAGGACUUAUUCUGUGAGAUGUUCAGGUUGCAUUACAACACCCCGGUGAUGCAAUUUUUGCAUCGAAGAGUUGGCCAAUGGGAUAUUUCAUCACGGGUGGAUGGAUUCCAAGAACCCAUUGGCCUCAUUCUGGUUUGGGUUGUAUGAUAAGCCUUAAUCAUUAAUCCUGUUGGGAGAAGGGGAUAUUCUGGUUAGUAAAACGGCAAGAUUAGUGGAGAGAGCUCUCAAUGAGCCCAAUAUGGAUUACCAGUUUUAAAAUAAUUAUUAUACAUAUAGGCUAAUACCAAAAUAAUACCAGGUACUGUGUGACCAUUCUUUAAUUUGGAAAAACCUACAGAACCUAGGAGAGUGUCAGAGGCAUCAUUUUAAGUAUCAGCUGUAAUAAUUUAGAAGUACAGAUGCACCAGAUAAUAGAAAUGUCUGAGUGCUGCCCAGACAGGAGGUACGGACAGAAUGAUCCCAAGCAGAACAUCCUAUAGCUACAUAUAAAAAACUCUGCCUUCAGUUAUGGUACACACAUCUUAAAUCUCCAACACAAUUGGUAUCUGGUUACCUCCUUUUUGCAUACUGUCCAGUCUAAUCCAAAAGCUCUUGAUAUUUCAUCCAGGAUAAUAUCUAUAAACAGAAAUAUUUGGCCUCUCCUUCCUUCAAGAGUUACUUGCCCCUUAAGCAGGGAGCUUGCCAAGAAAUCAGGGUUCAUUUUAUUGAAAAGACUCAGAACUUGCAGGGUUCAUUAGUAGACUGCUGUGAACAGUGAUGAUAUUGUCACUUUUACAGAUUUUGCUCUUCUGACUUUAGGCUAAAAAGUAACUGUUUUUAGUCUGACCCAGGGAAUUAUGACUUGAAAAUACCCGUACCCUGACUAGUUUCUUUGGUAGUGUACGCAAUGUUUAAAUUAUUUGUUAGAGGAGAUAUAUGUUCUCCAUUAUUAAUGACUUGCAGACCAAUUUAACUGAUUCAGUUAGAAAAUUUCCCCCUAGUUUCAUAAUAAGCUAAAAGCCUUAUUUUUUUAAUAUUUAGUGCCCAAUCCCUUUCAUAUUGUUUAAAAUUAGCCUGCAGAUGUUUCCCCUCACUUUGCUGGACUCUCGGGAGAUAAACAUACAAACAGUGAAAUAGACAAGAUAAAAAACAAACAAUAAAAUUAAUUAAAAAAAAGAAAAAGCAUUGUUUUCUUCUCCUCGGAAUUUGUGUUUUGUCUUGCUUCCUGUUCAUUGUCAAAAUACAUGAGAUUGUUUGCAUCUAUGGAGAGUGAAGUGUAACCAUAGUCUUUAUUUUUGGUAAUGAAUGACUAAGGAUAAGAUUGUGUCUAUGGUUAUAAAAUCACAUGGGAUUAACCAGGAAAUCUUCCUUGAAAGGAAGUAAAAGCUUUCUGUGUUCACUUUGCAUUUGGAUGUGUGUUUUAUUUCCGAGAAAUAGGAAGGGCCAAUAUGCUCUCCAUAUACCCUUUCAAUUAAAGGUGAACAAGCUGAGAGACCGACAGGUUUAAGGACCUGCCCCCCUUCUAAAGCCAGUGAAGGGGCAGCUCUGUGCACAGGUGCAGUGCUAAAGCCAGCGAAGGGGCGGCUCUGUGCGCAGGUGCAGUGCACACUGCAGAACAUGGGAGAGGCCUGUGGGCGACUGAAGUGGCCACUUUUGAAGUCACCAGGUGCUCGGCCGGACCAGGAUCCGCAGCCGUCUCCCUGUUGGCUACUGAGUGCCUCUCAAAGUUUAUCUGUGAAUGCAGGGUGAUGUUGGGUGGUAGAGGAUGGAAAUGUUCAUAUUAAUAGUUAUUUAUUUUUAACGUGUACCAAGAGGAAAACUCUGUAAUUAGCAGAUUCAACAUCCGAUUUCAUUAUAAUGGCUAUUAAUUAUUGCACUAAAUAAUAAACUGUGUAUUUAUUUUA